This is a messenger RNA of Lemur catta (Ring-tailed lemur), 2729 nucleotides long. RefSeq names its product forkhead box H1 (gene FOXH1). The record is from RefSeq and is a predicted model, not a curated record. The coding region runs from base 1159 to 2262 and encodes 367 amino acids. Gene Ontology annotation, molecular function: sequence-specific DNA binding; DNA-binding transcription factor activity. Gene Ontology annotation, biological process: regulation of DNA-templated transcription. The transcript has 3 exons. Lineage: Eukaryota; Metazoa; Chordata; Mammalia; Primates; Lemuridae.
GACACAAAAACCCCUCAAUUAGAGUCCUGGGAAGGGAAAGGAAGAGAGGGUCCUAAAGGAUGUUGAGGUGACAGGAGUUCAAAGGAGGCCAGGUGAGGUCUGAAAGGAGAGUCUGAGGUGGUGGGAGGAGCACAGCCCUGCCAGGUACCCCACAUACACCAUCCGCCUCAGCCCCAGGCUUCCUCCUCCAGUGUACUCAUUGCUCCCUCCCCUCGCACUUCAAGGUGUGCUGGACACCCACCGUAUGCUGCAGAUUUUAAACCCUUUAAGGGAAUACUGGCAAGGGGCUGCACAGGAAAAGCAAGAUCCUCAUUCAAGUGCAUAAAGUGCACCCUUGUGCUCCCGGGGGUCUAGGGUACCAGCACCAACCACCACUGCUAGUGCCCUGGCCCUGCUAUACUCGUGGGCAAACUUGCCCAGCGUGAGGGAAGGGAACCUAGGCUUUGGGGCAGGGUACAGAGCACAGGCCUUGACUGAUUUGAGGGGCAGAGCUGCAGAUCAGAAGGCCAGGGAGAAGGGGUGGGGUUUGCCUGGGCUCCUGAAGCACACUCCUGGGAAAACCACUUGAGUCAACUGCAUCCCUCUUUUAUUCCUGGGAUGGGGACUUUGUGGUCUUUUCCUCCAGGAUGCCCCAACUGAUCAGGUGCUGGGUGGUGUCCAGCCACUGUAGCCCAGGUCCUACUAGCUGCUCAGUCUUGAACUUCAGGGGACCCCCCCCAACUCCUUGGCAGCUUGGCAUGGGCAAAUUACUUACCCAUCUGUUAAAUGGGAUCCUGGGUCCUGGCCAAGGCAAACCAGAUAAAGUAAUCAUGGGUCAUGGGCUCUUCAAAGGGGUGCCCAGACACCCAAAGGCAACUCAGGAGUGGGGACUGAGGACUCAGGAGGUCAACCAAAGGCCCCACUGGAAUCCUCCCUGCCCCUCCCUUCCAGAUUAACCAAAACCUGCUAAUUGUGGCAGCCUCUGCAUGCUCCCCUCCCCCACCACCUCUUCCUCCCUUCCCUCCCCUCCCCUCCCCCUUCCAUCCGAAUGAUAAAGGGUCUGGCCGCCAGCUCAGCCCAGCCUUAGCCCCUGGCCCUGCCUCCACACUGCCACACUGCCCCACUGCCCCGAGCCCUCAACCAGGCCAGGCCUCUGCCCACGCUGUCUACCUUCCCUGCAUGGGGCCCUGCAGCGAUUCCUGCCUGGGGCCCCUGGAGGCAGAGUCGCCCUCCCAGCCCCCCAAGAGAAGGAAGAAGAGAUACCUGCGGCAUGACAAGGCCCCCUACACCUACUUGGCCAUGAUCGCCUUGGUGAUUCAAGCCUCACCCUCCCGCAGGCUGAAGCUGGCCCAGAUCAUCCAUCAGGUCCAGGCGGUGUUCCCCUUCUUCAGGGAUGACUACGAAGGCUGGAAAGACUCCAUUCGCCACAACCUCUCCUCCAACCGAUGCUUCCGCAAGGUGCCCAAGGACCCUGCGAAGCCCCAAGCCAAGGGCAACUUCUGGGCGGUCGAUGUGAGCCUAAUCCCGGCAGAGGCGCUGCGGCUGCAGAACACGGCCCUGUGCAGGCGCUGGCAGAACCAGGGUGCUCGGGGAGCCUUCGCCAAGGACCUGGGCCCCUACGUGCUGCAUGGCCAGCCCUACCGGCCGCCCAGUCCCCCACCACCGGCCUGCGAGGGCUUCAGCAUCAAGUCCCUCCUAGGGGACCCUGGGGAGGGGGCAUCCCCCUGGCCCAGGCUGGCACCACAGAGCAGCCCAACUCUGGCUGGCACAGGGAAUAGUGGGGAAGAGGCAGUGCCUACUCCACCCUUGCUCUCCUCUGAAAGACCUCUGUGGCCCCUCUGCCCCUUCCCUGGGCCCAUGAAAGCAGAGGGGGAGACUUCCCAGGGGGGAGCCAUUGGGCCCACAACCCUCUCCCCAGAGCCCAGAGCUUGGCCCCUCCAUUUAAUGCAAGAUACCCCAGGCCCCAGAGGGCUGUCCAGUGGGGGACACAGGGCCCCCAUUUGGGGGCAGCUGCCCACCUCCUACUUGCCCAUCUAUGCCCCCAAUGUGGUCCUGCCCUUGGCACCACCACCCAGCUCCUGUCCCAGGUGUCCACCUUCCACCAGCCCAGCCUGCUGGGGGGGGGCCCUUGAAACCCGAGGGCCCUCGAGGUUGCUCUGGGAUCUAGACGCCUUCUUCCAGGGGGUGCCCCCCAACAAAAGUAUCUAUGACGUGUGGGUCAGCCAUCCUCGGGACCUGGCUGCCCCUGCCCCAGGCUGGCUGCUCUCCUGGCACAGCCUGUAAGGCUCCUGCAGCAGGGCCACUGCUCCCUCCCACCCUGCCAGCUUGUUGAUGAGAACCAAGGCCACGAAGGUGUCUGCAGCUGUAGCAGCCUCAAGACACGGGCACCAGCCUUGCUGGGAGUCCACGAUGUUUAUUGGACUACUCCACAAGUGGUGUGGCCCAGCAGGGCAUAACCCUCCCCUGCCAGUCACACCUCUGCCUCCCCACACAAGGCAAGGCUAGAGAAGUAGGGCUCAGCCUGGAACAGCCCUUCCUGGCCCCACCUUCUCAGGCCAUCGCCCAUCCAUCUCUCCCCAUCUGUUACCUCCCCUCCCUGGCUCCAGGCUGGGGGAGGGAAAGCCUAACAGGGGUCCAGCCUGAAGUCCUGCCCUCUCAACUGUCUGGGAAGGAGGUAGCACCUUUUUGGGGAAACAGGUUAGGAAUAAAGACAUGGUCUUGGGUGGGGGGAAGAUAACAGUAAAGGAAUU